Molecule: messenger RNA, 1431 nt
Organism: Aspergillus homomorphus CBS 101889
Lineage: Eukaryota; Fungi; Ascomycota; Eurotiomycetes; Eurotiales; Aspergillaceae
Product: phosphotransferase enzyme family protein
Exons: 6
Coding region: 1-1431 (476 amino acids)
Cellular component (GO): mitochondrion
Source: RefSeq, a predicted model, not a curated record
AUGGGUUCAAGAAGCUGUGACAACCACUUGGUUGAGUACACCUCUGGGCGGUUCUUGUGUGCCCUGCGCUUACAUCCCCUUCGUAGAAUCAAGGUUGAAGCCCUCGCACAAGCUGUAUGCCAUCCCGCUAGACGAACCGUGUCCGAUCUUCCUUCAAUCACAAAGUUCGCCGAAGGGGGCUUCAAUCGCGUCCUCCAGGCUACUUUCGCCGAUGGGUACACUAUUCUCGCCAGGAUACCUUACAAUAGCACGGUUCCAGAAGGCGUCGCGGUCCCCAUCGAGGCUGCAACUCUCGGCCUUCUGCGGCCCUGUCACAUCCCGGUCCCAAGAGUGCUGGGUUAUUCACAGGAUCACAAGAAUGCUGUGGGAACAGCAUACUUGCUACUAGAAAAGCUUGAAGGAAUUCCUCUGAGUGACCAAUGGUUCGGUAUGGACAACAAAAACCGGGUCAAAAUCAUGAAUGGGAGUUUUUAUUAUCGCAAGGACCUAGACUUAUCGCAACAUGCUAUCCCAAUCUCUGGACAACCAGUCGUGCCUUCAUCAGAUCAAAUUGUCAUUGACCCCACUGCACAGCAUCAGUGGUGGUACAAGGAGAGGGCAUUAUUAGACAUCGAUCGAGGUCCAUGGGAUAGCUUUUCAGCGUGUUUUGAAGUACCUGCACAACAUGAAGCAAAGUUUUGCAGGCAAUCUGGCAAACCCCGCCUUCACGUUGAGCGUUAUUUACGAGAAUUGCAUAAUUUUCAACUACCAAAACCGGAAAACCACAUCCGCCUCCUAGCGCAAUACCUAAAGCUUGCGCCCUACUUGGUAUUACCGUCCAGUCAUCGCUUGUCUCGGCCUGUUCUGCGCCACCCUGAUCUCACAUUAAACAAUAUUCUCCUGGAUUCUUCGAACAAUAUUAUUGGCAAUAUCGAUUGGCAGCACGCUGCACUCAAUCAGAGUGAGCAAGAAUCGAUUCGCGAGACAAGGCGAACACGUAUCGUCCAUUUCUACUAUGCUGCACUGACUUUGAGACAAAUGCCGGAUCAUUCUAACAUUUUCAAUCGUGCCGGCGCACCGUGGGAAGGGGACCCCCUGUCGCUAGAGUAUGUCAUCCACAAGGUAUAUAAGCAUUGGCCUAUGUCUUUGGUUGAUGAGGAUGCUACAUCAUCUGUCACACCGAGGGGUUGCCCAAUUGGAUUCACGGAAGACGAAAUUCAGAGGUGUGAAUAUGAUCACGGCAAAGAGGAGGGAAAGAUUCAGGAGCUUCGUGAGAUGAGGGACUUGAUAGGAACAGACUCGCUUGGAUGCAUACCUCAUGAGCAGUCCGAGAGGUCGCUGGAGGUCCUCAAUGCAAUCAAAGCAGGAUUGAUGGAAGAAUGCAACACAGAGACGGAAAGAUUGGCUUUGCACCGUUAUUUUCCUUUCGAGGACCACGAGGAGGAUGAAUGA